Prinia subflava (tawny-flanked prinia) is the source of this 6466-nucleotide messenger RNA. It is a transcript of the gene GAB3, whose product is annotated as GRB2 associated binding protein 3. The record is from RefSeq and is a predicted model, not a curated record. Gene Ontology annotation, cellular component: cytoplasm. Gene Ontology annotation, molecular function: signaling adaptor activity. Bases 548 to 2299 code for a protein of 583 amino acids. NCBI's taxonomy places the organism in Eukaryota, Metazoa, Chordata, Aves, Passeriformes, Cisticolidae. Gene Ontology annotation, biological process: signal transduction. The transcript has 10 exons.
CGGGCUGGAGCCGCGGCAGAGCGCAGCUGAAGGAAGCUGAUUGCCGCGGGUGCCAAGCGGCUGCGAACAAUACACACAGGCACCCGCACGGGCGGACACACGGCCGCACACACCGGCGCGCACACGGGCGGCCACGGCCGGGGACACGCACACAGCCGGGGAAAAACACAGAUCCAGGGACACGUACACAGCCAGGGACACACACACAGCCAGGCACAAACACAGAGCCAGGGACACGCACACAGCCAGGCACACACACACAGCUAGGGACACACACACAGCCAGGGACACACGCACAGCCAGGCACUCGCGUCCCAGCACACACAAGCACGGACGGACACACACCCGCACACACACUCACAUCCCAGCUCACACUCACUCACAGAUCCCAGCUCACACUCGCACAUCCCAGCACACACAGACGCGCAGGGACGGACGGACGGACGGACGGACACACAGCCGCACUCACCCCCGCACAUAAGCAGCACACACGCACAGGCAGCCCGCACGCUGGCUCCCGCUCCGCCGCUCCGCGCCCGGGGGGAAGAUGAGCUCGGGGGACGUGGUUUGCACUGGAUGGCUCAUCAAAUCACCCCCCGAGAAGAAACUCAAGAGAUACGCGUGGCGCAAGCGCUGGUUCGUGCUGCGCAGGGGCCGCAUGAGCGGCAACCCCGACGUGCUGGAGUACUACAGGAGCAGCCACGCCAGGAAACCCAUCCGCACCAUCGACCUCAACGAGUGCGAGGUGCUCAGGCACUCGGGGCCCAGCUUCAUCCGCAAGGAGUUCCAGAACAACUUCGUCUUCAUCGUCAGGACCACCUACCGCACCUUCUACCUGGUGGCCAAGACCGAGGAGGAGAUGCAGGUGUGGGUGCACAACAUCAGCCAGAUCUGUAACUUUGGACACCUGGAGGAUGGCACAGGUUCUGUGGAGAGCCUGUCCCACACCACGUCGUCCCCUCAGCCGUCCCCGGCCGCGCUCCCGCACGGCGCCCGCCUGGCCGAGCCCGCGCUGGGCGAGGAGCCCGCCGCCGCCGAGGAGACGCGCAGCGAGGCCGAGGCCGUGUUCCUCCCCGACUACCUCUUCCUGGCCAACUGCGAGUCGGGCAAGCUCAGCCACACCAGGUGUGACAGCUGGUCCAACUCAGACAGAUCUCUGGAGCAGACCUCCUCGGACGAUGUUUUUGUUGACUCCCUGCAGUCGCAGCCCUCCCUGUACCUCGUGCAGCCGGCCAGCGCCGGCCCCGCGGCGGCGAAUCCCGGCCUGGCGUCCAGGAGCACAGACCUCAGCAGGCCAUCCAGCGACUUCUCCUCCUCCUCCCCGCUGCUGGGGACGCCGCUGACGCCGACGUUCCAGCGGGAGCAGGGCCAGCAGGCGCUGCCCGCGGGCGUCACGCCGCUGGACGUGCUGUCCAACACGCCCCCGCCGCGCCCGCCCAAGCCCACGCACUUCUCGGACAGGAGGGGGGACGAGCUGGGCAGCGGGGCCCUGCACAACGGGCACGCGGCCCUCUGCAGGGCACAGGCCACGCUGGUGCCCAGGAGGAUCUCCUUGUCCAGCCUGGACAACGUGAGGAACUGGAAAGCAGACAUGGAAGGCAGUUCCCUAAGAAGUCGAGAUAAGAGGCUUAGCUUGAAUUUGCCGUGCCGCUUCUCCCCGCUGUGCGCGGCCGCGGACGGCGCCGACGACAGCUACGUGCCCAUGCGGCCCAGCACCUCCCCGUCCGAGUGCUCCCCCGACGGAUACAUCCCCAUGAGCCCUGCCUCGGCCACCUUCACCUUCCCCGUGGUCAGCACCGAGAAGCUCACCAGCCCGCUGCCCGAGCUGCCCUCCGACGUGGAGCCCCCGCCCGUCAACCGCGACCUCAAGCCACGGAGGAAGUCACGACCACCCCCUCUGGACUUGAGGAACCUCUCCACAAUCCGGGAGCACGCUGCCGUGACCAGGAUGUGGACUGUGCCUUACAAUCGAAUGAGCUUUAUCUCACCAGAAAGAGACGGUAUUAAUUCAGCAAGAAUAUUUGCCAACUCAGUUUCCGGGGAAGAGGAAGAAAGUUACAUUCAUAUGGAACACAGACAGGCCACAUCUCCAUACAGUGGUGCUUUUCCAUGGACAAGGAAAUCUAACCUUGAUUACUUAGCACUGGAUUUUAACUCUGCUUCCCCAUCCCCUGUGCAGAAGAAACCUUUUCUGUCUGAGGAACAGAGAGUGGACUAUGUCCAGGUAGAUGAACAGAAGACUCAAGCUUUACAGAACACUAAGCAGGAAUGGACAGAUGAAAGACAAUCAAAAGUGUAAAGAAGAUUUGGGAUCUGGAGGGAUUUUUUUUUGCACUGGAACCACAACGUUAAUGGAGCAGCUAUCACAGUAGAGCUCACAGGCAGAGAGCUGUAAGAUGCUUACAGUCUGUAGAGGCCUUUUUCCUGGAAACCUUUGAUUUCAGCUGGAAGAAGUGUGAGUGAGUGGUUCACUGAUGACUAAAGUGAUGCAUUAGCCUUUUACUGCCCUUACCACUAUGUACAUGGUACCAUUUUCUGGCAUGAUUCUGCAACGAGUCAUACACUUAACGUUAACAAAUCCACUACAACUUGUAUUAAUCUAGUUCGUCCUGCCUUCUCCUUCUGUUGCAUAAUUCCUAGUUGCUAAAGCUAUUUUUUGAUAUUCCUACAAAUGCUGCAGGUGCUUGGAGUGCUUUUAUGGCAGCAGGCAUCUGACAGGUUUUGGUGACUAAUCAACUAAGGGCUAAAAUACUGAAACAAUAAAAAAGAACUUUUUGAAUAUAUAGUGCUUAAGCAAAGAGAAUUUUGAAAAAUAUUUUUCCCCUGGGUUUCCAAGUUCUGGCUGUGAGCUGAUGCUGUCAGAACUCAGAACAGGACUACAUAUCCAUGCAACUGGAAUGCAUGGUCUCUGACCUCUGGGUGAAGGUCAGUUUGUUAAGCUUCUUCCCCCCAUUGUGGCUCGUACCUGUCACUUUUCUCUCUGAUUCCUGCUGAUGUUCUCUCCCCUGUCUUGGGAAGUGUCUUUGGCACAGCACAGCUGCUCUUCUCAUAGGAGGCUGCGGCCACACAGCUCUUGGCUGGCCAAAAGAUAGAAAGGGAAGCUGUGAGCCUGUUUUUGCAAGCCUUGAGAGAACUGGCAAAGGAUCAAGACUGCUUUCAUCUGAACAGGAGAAGAAAUGCCAUUGGAAUCGCUGGUAGCAGUCGUCAGUCUGAUUGUUUCACUAGACACACCCCAAAAUAAAGAAGCAUUAGGAAGUGCAGCGUGCUCUGAGCCUGCCAAAACAGGACAACAAUGCUCACGCAGCAUGGGGACCUCUGGGCUCAGGAAGCUUAUCUACCUUGGGGCUUGUUACCGGCGCUAUCUCAGGAUAACACACGUGUACAGUUUAUAAAAUAUUUAACUUGAAACGCUUGGCUGCCGUCUUUAUUUUACAGAGCCACACAGCCACUCAAAGCUAAGUAGGCAGUGAUGCUGAGUGACCCACACUGGGUUUGGUCUCACAGGCUUUGCCCCUGUGGAUGAUGGGUCCCAGUAGCCAUAAGAGGUCUGACCCUGUCGACACGGACAGACAGACAGGACCCUCACAAAAGAUCUCUUCUCUGACAGUGCCAACUCUCCGGCCUCCCUCUGUGUGCCUGUUGAUACCGCGUGGCAUUGCUGUAACCCGACAUCCUAAAAAUUCUGAUCUACCAAACAGAGCUCAUGGAAAUGUCACUGCAGAAACCAUUUCAAGGCCUUUCCAGGCUCCUGCUGAACCUCCUCCCUGCACCCUGUGUGUCCCCAUCCUUCAGGCACUCCGGGAGCCCGUGUCCCACAUCCCACGGGAGGCAGCACAGCUAACAGAAACACAGUUUUUCCUCCUACCUCAAGAGAGCUGAAGGGCUGCAAGUCUCACUGCUUUUUUAGCCCAGCCCCUGGGGAUCUGUGGUGACCAGGAUCUCCCUGGGUUACCCUGCAGAAGGUUCACCAGCACCUUCACUGACUGGGGCAAACUGGGCGCCCGUGGGCAUGAGUGUCCCAGACUGGAGCUGCUGGAACACCAGGGUUAGUCCUGCAGGGUUAGUCCUGACCUGCUGCUCCCUCUUCUCUCUCCUCCCCCUCCCCACCAAAGCUCUCAAACGGAAGUUGAUGUUCAUAAAAAUUCUGAAAAUAAUUCCAGUUUUUCCAUGUGUAUACCUUGUCUGUGUGGUGUGAAAUGCAGUUUGUUAAAAGCCAGCUGUUCUGUCCUCUAGCUGAUUUAGCAGAGCUGUGAGCACCCGUGCCCUGGGAGUGACACUGUGACAGGGGCAGGGCAUUCGGGGGGAGGCACUGGAGGUCUGGACCUGCACAGAGGUGUCAGAGAGAGGGAGGCAGGGAAGGGCUGUGGAUGCUGAGACCUUUGCCUGUCUGCUCUAAAGAACUGCCUUCUUUCAAAGUGUGCAAAUAGCAGGUGUUGCUGGAAGCUCUUGGUAUGCACUGAUGUACUGAAAGGGUUAAAAACCAGCUAAAAGGUGUUUUAAAUUACAGACAGCUCCACAGAGGGUGAGAGAAGCUAUGUUCUGCUACUGCAGAUCCCGGAUUGUGGAGUGAUGGCAGGGCAGCCUCUGAUGUGGAUCAGAGCCACAUUCAGAUCAGCUCGUGUUUGACUGGAGUGUUCCCUUCACGCUGUCAGAAAAUCCUCUGAAGUGGAAAAACACCAAGUUAUUGGUGACAACUGACUCGCUUCUUAUUCUAGUUUAUUGUAAAAACAUUUAAACUUCAGCACACCUGGCUAACAGAUCAUUCAGAAGUUUAAAGGAAGAGCUGUAUCUGGAUUUUUACUGCCCUAAAAGGACAUAAGCAUUUCGCUUGACUGGGACUGUCCUUAGAUCAGAAUGGCCCCUUUCAACUUCCUGUGUCCCCUGCUUGCCCUCACAACACUCUUAUCUUGAUCAAAUGCUGCUGGCUGGUUUCUAACUUUCACUUUUAACUAAGAGCUAAGUUUGAGGGUUUAUUGCAAUUUUUCAUGUAAUGUCUGUUUCUACUGGCUGCUCCAGGGCCUGUGACUUACAUUCUUGUGCAAGUGCCAUACAUGAAACAGGAGCAAUCAAAAAAUACUGGGGAAAAAAUUAAAAGCAAAACAGUCCUUCACAAAGGCUUUUUUUUUUUCCGUUCAUUUUGGUCAAAUUCCACAAUCUUUGAAAGAGGGUAAAGAGGAGGAGGAUGGUGGGAGGAUGGCAAAGGCCAAAUCUGCUGUGGUCACCUCACCACUGAGGAUUUGAAGGGAGCUGCAGCAGCCACGACUGACAACCCUGUGGGCCAGCACCCACAGAGCCAGCUGGUGGAGUGGAGGAGUGUUACAGAGCAAAAAGGAGGGACUGCUUAGUCAAGCCUGUUCUUAAAUCCUAACCCCUUGGCCAAGGAGGAGAGAAAACCUGAAAACUCAGUCAGCUUUUGGCAGUGUCGUGUCUGAAAAUGCAGCCAGGCCUUGGUUAGUACUGGCUCUGGGGCCAGCCAGGCACACUCCUGAUGGUGUCUCUUGUUUUGCCAUGGGGUAUUUGCAUGUGUUUUCUUCAAAAGUGUGGUGAGAGCUGAUGCAGAGGGAGGCUCUGCACCUAAAUGAGCCCAGAGUGGCCAGUGGUCCCUUGGCAACCUCUGCUGAGGGAAUUGGCAGUGCCCAGCCCAGGUACUGUAGUGCCUUCUCCAGCACUGCUGUUCAACGAGCAGAACAGUUGUGGUUUAAUUGGAAAUGUCACCCUGUGGAGCUGCAGGAUGAGGUGGAAAACAGCCAAGCUCAGUGGUUUGUGUGCUGUGGUUAUUGUUGGGGCCAUCAGCUGGUUCCCCCCACUGAUGUGUUCAGCAUGGCCUUACUCUCUCCUUCAGUGACCCCAAGGCCUGGCAGGUCCACAGCUCAUUUGCUUUUUGGACUAAAGUACAUUUUACAUUCACCAUUCCUUUAUGACAGGAGGCAGCAUUAAUUUCCUUGCUGGCAGAAAUGGACACUCAGCCUGAGAAAUGCCAGCAGCCGUGCAAGUGGAGCUGUUUUCAGCUUUGCUUUUUCAUUGUCACUGAACUGCAUCCUAGAUGUAGAUUUUGGAGUUGCUCUCACCUGCAGGGAUUCAGAAGUUUAGGAACUCAAAGACCAUCAGAUGCUGUGAUGAGAAUGAAGCACAGGGCAAUGCCUUCCCUUGUCCCCCUGUUCUGCAAAACUUGCUCAGGUUUAAAAAGAAUAAAAGCCACCAAAAUAGCAGACAUUUGCCAUGUCAAAGCCAGGAUAUUUUUUUGUUUUCAAACAAAAACGAACUUUUUCUUGUGCAAAUGAAGCAUUAUACUUUUUUUUGUAUUUGUAAAUCUGUGGGGAAGCAUUAAACAGUCAUCUCUGUUAUGAAGGGACAAGUCGUUGCUAGAGGCAAGGGGCUCACCUUCCUCGUGUUUCAUUGUAAUGUUUGGUGUAUAUAUUUGCACAUUAAACUGUAUCUUUUUUCUAAUAAAUUAAUAUAAAAGGUA